Molecule: messenger RNA, 2676 nt
Organism: Closterium sp. Naga37s-1
Lineage: Eukaryota; Viridiplantae; Streptophyta; Zygnematophyceae; Desmidiales; Closteriaceae
Source: the annotation of a GenBank genome assembly
AUGUCUCCUUCUAAGGAGCGCGCCGUGAGUCGCUGGGUGGAAGAUUCUCUCUGCGAAUUAGAAGGCGGGGAGCUGGGGGAUGGUAUAGAUUCCCCGGGGAAGGAAUCUUCGUCGUCGUCCUCCCGCCGCCGCGCGUCCGGCUCUCGGCGCGACGAGUACGGGGCGGACGGGGAUUACGAUGAGAGAUCGAGCGGCAGCGGAAGGCGCGGGAAUCCGCGCGAGCGGGACGGGGGAGCGGGGUAUGAAGGCUCCCCGCGCACGCCCCCCCCGCGGUCGGCGUCCCGCGGGGGGGGGCGGAACGCGGACGAGGCGGUCACUCCGGGGAGGUCGCACCUCAGACCGGUGGGGGACGCCGCCGGCCGCCCGCCUUCCCGCGGAGGUCCGGGGAGCCUUGACCCGUCGCUGGGCGGGCGCGCGAAGAGUUUCGGGCGGCGGAGCGUGGCGGAAGGCGGCGGAGCGGAGUUGCGCCCCCGCACGCCGUCCGGCGCGGAGCUGCUCGCGCGGCCGGGGACGGCGGAGGGGCGGCGCCCGCGGACGGCGGACGUGAACUCCGCGUAUGCGCGCCCGGGCGUCCCGCGGAGCAUGUCCACCGCGGAGGCCGCCCUCGCGGGACCGGGGGGGUCCCUGAAGGAGCGCGACCGGGGGGGGGAGGGCGGAAGGAUGCCCACUGUCCCCCGCUCCGCCUCCGAAGUGAUGCCUGAAGACCUCGGCGGAGGCGGAGGGGGCGGGGGCGGCGCGCGCAGGGCCCCCCUUAGGUCUCCCAGCACAAGUCUGCGGUCUAGCUCGGUAUCUAAAGACUAUGAGGACGAAAGGGGCUGGAGCGGGGGCGGCGGGGGGCAUGGGAGCCAGGACCGUCCGUAUACUUCGCAUGGGUAUGGGCGGCGGAGGGAGGAGUACGGGGGAGACGAGAGGGGCGGCGGGGGAAGAUACGAGGGGGAGAGUCAUAUGGAUGAGGAGCAUAGGCGGCUAGCUAUGGAGCUCGAACGAGAGAGGGAGGAGAGGAGGAAACUACAGGAGGAGUUGAAGAGAAUGGAGAGGGAGGUUAAGGAGAAGGAUGAUAGGAAGAGGACGGAUAAGGAGAGGAGGACGAUAGAGAAGGAGAGAUUAGUCGCUGACGUGGCGGCUUUGAAGCUGCCCGUGGACCGGAUUGCAGUGGAGGAAAAGAAACCUGCCCGGAGAGGAAUAUUUUCGGUGUUUUCCAGCCGCCCGAAAACGCCAGAUGUGGACAAAGCGGCGGGGAUGGCGCAGGGGAACACUGUAGCAGUGGUGCCACAACCCUCCCCAGGGGCUAGGCCAGUCACACCGGAAGGGUUACAAGCCAGGCUGACCAGAAAAAACAGAGAGGUGAUUCGGGCAGCGAGAAAAGAAGCGGCAGCAGCGGGAGGGGGGGGAGGGGGAGCAGGGGGCGGAGUCGGGGGAGGCGGAGGGGGAGGGGGAGGGAGCGCGGAUCAGGGGGGAACUGUGAAUAUAUUGAAGCGGCCUUUAGCGGAUGUGAAGGAGGCUUAUAAGGUGGAUAAGAAUGAGCUGGGGCGAGGGAGGUUUGGGUGCAUUGCUGUGUGCCGCGUGUGCAUGGGCGUGAUGGGGGAGUGUGUGUGCCGCGUGUGCAUGGGCGUGAUGGGGGAGUGUGUGUGCCGCGUGUGCAUGGGCGUGAUGGGGGAGUGUGUGUGCCGCGUGUGCAUGGGCGUGAUGGGGGAGUGUGUGUGCCGCGUGUGCAUGGGCGUGAUGGGGGAGUGUGUGUGCCGCGUGUGCAUGGGCGUGAUGGGGGAGUGUGUGUGCCGCGUGUGCAUGGGCGUGAUGGGGGAGUGUGUGUGCCGUGUGUCAGGGGAGAGAUUCGCGUGCAAGUCGAUCAGCAAAAGCAUGCUGCAGUGCCAGCAGGACAUAGGGGACGCGCGCAGGGAGGUAGCGUGCCAGCAGGACAUAGAGGACGUGCGGAGGGAGGUGGCGGUGAUGGAGAUGCUUAAGGGGCACCCCAGCAUUUGCCAGCAGGAUAUAGAGGACGUGCGGAGGGAGGUAGCGGUGAUGGAGAUGCUUAGAGGCCAUCCCAGCAUUGUCAACCUGCGCAACGCCUUUGAGGACGCUCAGGUGAGGGGAAUGGAGGGAGAGGCGGGCAGAAAGGCGGACAGAGGGAUGGGCAGAGGGGCGGGCAGGCGAGACGUUCAGGGCAGGGGAAUGGGGGGAGGUGGCGGUGAGGUGAUGGAGCUGCUGAAGGGCCAUCCCAGCAUUGUCAACCUGCGCAACGCGUUUGAGGACGCACAGGGAGGGGGAUGCGCAGGGGAGGAGGAGGAGGGGCUGCUGAGGUGCCAUCCCAGCAUUGUCAACCUGCGCAACGCCUUUGAGGACGCUCAGGGAGGGGGAUGCGCAGGGGAGGAGGAGGAGGGGCUGCUGAGGUGCCAUCCCAGCAUUGUCAACCUGCGCAACGCCUUUGAAGACGCUCAGGUGAGGAGGAUGGAGGGGAGUUGGGCCGUGUGUGGGGUUGGGGGCUCACCCCGCCCCACCGCACUGCAACCCACCCCACCCUCCCCACCGCACUGCAACCCACCCCACCCUCCCCACCGCACUGCAACCCACCCCAUCCCUCACCCCAAACCGCGCAUAAUCAUGGAGAUCAUGCACCCAGCUCCACCCCUCACCACCUCCCACCACCCCACCCUACCUUCCUCCGCACCACCCCCUUAG